Molecule: messenger RNA, 719 nt
Organism: Armigeres subalbatus
Lineage: Eukaryota; Metazoa; Arthropoda; Insecta; Diptera; Culicidae
Gene: IscU
Product: iron-sulfur cluster assembly scaffold protein IscU
Exons: 1
Coding region: 153-602 (149 amino acids)
Biological process (GO): iron-sulfur cluster assembly; intracellular iron ion homeostasis
Cellular component (GO): cytoplasm; mitochondrial matrix
Molecular function (GO): ferrous iron binding; 2 iron, 2 sulfur cluster binding
Source: RefSeq, a predicted model, not a curated record
UUGUUCUAAAUCAGUCAGAAUCUGCUUACUUUCAUAUUGGUGCUCAGCUCAGCAAGUAGUUAUCAGUGCUUUCUCACGGUAUUCUACUGCGCAACUAGCAACAAAAAGUUGUGAAAUAGUGCCAGUUCAGUACGUAUCUCAAAACAAUAACAAUGGCAGCAUUGCAGAAAAGUUUCAACUCGUUGCUGAAACUCCGUCGCGCUCAGAGCGUCCCACUGGCAUUGUACCACGCAAAUGUGUUGGAUCACUACGAAAAUCCCCGGAAUGUGGGCUCGAUGGACAAGAAGGACAAAACGGUCGGAACCGGACUGGUCGGUGCUCCGGCUUGUGGUGACGUCAUGAAGCUGCAAAUCAAGGUCGAUGCCGAUGGAAAAAUUAUCGAUGCCAAAUUUAAGACCUUCGGGUGCGGAUCAGCCAUCGCCUCCAGCUCGCUGGCCACCGAAUGGGUAAAGGGCAAAACUUUGGACCAAGCCAGAGAGCUCAAGAAUACGGACAUUGCGAAGGAGCUGUCGCUACCACCGGUCAAGCUUCACUGCUCGAUGCUGGCCGAGGAUGCUAUCAAGGCAGCCCUCGAGGAUUACAAGAAGAAACAGAACAAAUAAGUGAGCCUCUGCUGGUGAUGAUAGUUUUUAGGAUUCUGUGUAUUGAUAUACGUUGGUUAUAUAAGGCAUUGUAAAAACAAACAGGAAGAUUGUAGAAUAAAACAAAAUUGAAACAUU